ACAUGAUAAUCCAAUAUCGCACGAACUACCUCACGUUGAUCAUGAGGUCUUUCUCUACCAGAAUCUAGUGUCAAACCUUUUUUGUGGCUUUGGUUGAACGAAACUCAAUAUUUGCGAUAUCUGCUCCUUGACUAUUUGCCUCAUUUAAUUCGGCUGAACGCAAACCUAAAAUAUCGAAUAUUUUCCAGAUGAAGGUUCCGAAAAUGGGUGGAGUAGGAGAAAUCGAGGACCAAAGCCGGCGAAAUGAGCUGGAAGAAGAGAUAUCACGGUUGACCAAUCCAAGUCCGUUAACUGAUCUACGGUCUAUGGUGAUGUCACACCCCCCACUAAACCCGAUGCCCCAUCAGGCACCGCGCCAAAUUGCAAUCACCAUUGAACUGCAGCAGCUUUUAAGAAUGCAGCAACAACUACAACAACGACUACAACAACGACUACAACAACGACUACAACAACGACUACAACAACGACUAACGCAGCAACAGCAACAAGAACAGCAACAAGAACAGCAACAGCAAGCGUUGCAGUUUUUGACACAACAACAACUGCAAGCAAACCAGCAGAUACAACCAACCUUCCAAAACCAGUACCAGCAACAGCAACAGCAACAACAGCAGCAACAAAAUCGUGCCCCAACUGAAUUGAUGACGGGAUUACAAAGACAGUUCUCAGUUGUACUGAGAUUGUGAUACAUUCCUUGCCAGAAUUGUGUAUGGCGUCGGCGACUCUAGGACCACAGGCCCUUACACAGCAGGCCCAGCAACAACAGUGCACAGGAAACCCUUAGUACUAGACACCCCAGUUUUAAAGGGAAUAUAACGUAGUUUAGCCUUAACAUAUAACAGGAGCAAGAAAUAGGUCUUCACUACCUUGACUUCCCCCUCCAUCGUCCCUUUCAUCUAGUAGAGACCCGCCCUUCCCCCACCUUCUCUUUCGUCUCGAGGAGAUUCCUUGCUUCAUCCUUCUCCUUCACCAAAUUUCAGGUGCUGAAAGCCAUAACUUUGGGUUGUUGUAGAGAAAUGUAACCGUUACUGAUAUGAAAUCCGUAAUUGUACACCUUGCUUUGUUUUAUGUUUAUUUUUUUGUACCGUCCCAGUUCAAAUUCUUUUCAGCUCGUGGUUUCAUGUUCUAGAACAUUUUAUCAAAAAAUAUCCUUGUAAUUAGAAAUAAUGGAGAAAAUAAAAUAGA
Messenger RNA from Stylophora pistillata, 1185 nucleotides. RefSeq lists its product as uncharacterized. The record is from RefSeq and is a predicted model, not a curated record. NCBI's taxonomy places the organism in Eukaryota, Metazoa, Cnidaria, Anthozoa, Scleractinia, Pocilloporidae.